AUGGGCAAUCAAAGCAAAACAGGGUGGGAGAGCCCUCAUACUAGUGAUUGGAACAGCUCAUCCAUAAACGGUAGAAACAAUCAACACAAAGAUGAUGAAAUCUUGGUGUCCGACGAGUCUGACUACGGCGGGGAAUCAUUGGGGAAAUUCGGAGAGGAAUACUUCACCAGCCUCGUAGACCAUGAGGCUAACGAGGGCUUGUUUGAUCCCUCAAGCAAUGUAGACAGCACACCUCUAGCAAACGAAAUUGAAUCACCAGUACCAGCAGCAGCCGAUGUCUUUGAAACGAAAGUAGAGGAAAUAUUGUUUGAUGUACACCAAUUGACACUGGGUAUAGAUCAGACAGUGACAAGUGUGGAUAUAUUAACUCCCAAAAGCAAGUGUUCAGAUACAUAUAUGUAUAAAGACAAGGAAUGCGCGCAUGGUAAUGUUUGCGGAUACACAAAAUGUACAAAUGUUAUAGAGCCAGUAGCAUCGACAGCUAAUGUAGAAGAAGUCGUCAAUGAAGGUCACAUAGUGGGUUCGGAAUCCGAGGGUACCACUAGUGAAGCGGAUUCUGCUAGUGGGGACAAAGGAGCCAAGGUAACAGGUGACAGUGAGAAAAGCAGGCUAAAUAAUAACAUAGCAAACAAAUUAUUGUGGAUUCCAAAGAGUUCUACUCCCAUAUAUAUGUCUAGAUCUGAGGAAUCCAAACGAAAGAUUGAGCUAGCGCGUAAGAAGGCCUCAAAGGGAACCAUUCCCAAUGAAUUCAAAAACAAAGUAUCCGCUUUGGCCAAGGACGGAGUUGCAGACAUAGAAUCAAUCAGAAUGAAAAUUGCAAAUAACGCCAAAGUAACUGCGGAGUCCAAAGCUGCCAUUGUUUCCAAAGAAAGGCAGCGAGUUGUAGAGGCCAGCAAAGCCAGGAAGGAAGCGAGGGAUAGGUACAUCAAGGAAGCCAGAAAACAUGUGGAUUCUAUUAAAACUGCCAGCAGCAUGGCAAAAAUCCUCAAAUGA
Molecule: messenger RNA, 993 nt
Organism: Babesia microti strain RI
Lineage: Eukaryota; Apicomplexa; Aconoidasida; Piroplasmida; Babesiidae
Exons: 1
Coding region: 1-993 (330 amino acids)
Source: RefSeq, a predicted model, not a curated record